UGACCUGUCGUUAGGUGCUGUCAAUGCAACCAUGCCGCUCACUAUCUUCUCUCGCAUGCCACAACUCAGACGCCUUGUGCUGUCAGACAAUCUGCUUUCCGGCUCCAUCACUCACCUCUCUCUGCCCUCCUCCCUGCGUGUGCUGGACCUCUCCCAUACGUCAAUCUCAGGCGCUCUGCCCUUAACUCUCUCUGCCCUCCCUGCACUCUCCUACCUAGACGUAUCGGCCACUUCGAUUUCUGACAGCCUACCAUCCACUCUCAGCCGCCUCUCUCUCCUCACAUACCUCAACGUUGGUGCAUGGAACAUCACUGGGCGAGUGGAGGACCUCUCAUGGCUUUCAAGCCUCACCAAUCUGCAUACGCUUGUGCUGGAUGGCCUUGGCUCUGUGACUGGGGAUCUGCCAUCCCUCACCUUCCUUACCACUCUUAAAGCCAUGCAAAGCCUGUAAGCCUUCGAGUGAGGAUAUUGUAGGUU
Molecule: messenger RNA, 477 nt
Organism: Closterium sp. NIES-67
Lineage: Eukaryota; Viridiplantae; Streptophyta; Zygnematophyceae; Desmidiales; Closteriaceae
Source: the annotation of a GenBank genome assembly